Phragmites australis (common reed) is the source of this 1397-nucleotide messenger RNA. RefSeq names its product probable protein kinase At2g41970. Gene Ontology annotation, molecular function: ATP binding; protein tyrosine kinase activity. Lineage: Eukaryota; Viridiplantae; Streptophyta; Magnoliopsida; Poales; Poaceae. The transcript is spliced from 6 exons. The record is from RefSeq and is a predicted model, not a curated record. Gene Ontology annotation, biological process: protein phosphorylation. The coding region runs from base 67 to 1149 and encodes 360 amino acids.
CGGAGGUUGCUGCAGCCGCUUCUUGGAUUUAGGCAGGCAUACAGCGUACAUAGAUCGGAUUUGAGGAUGUGGUGUUGCGGUGGUGCGGAGGAGGAGCCCCACGGCGCCCCGCCGGCCGGCAACCCGGCCGCGCCGCCGCCGUGGACACCACCAGCCCAGCCGAGAGGGCCGAACGUGCCGAGAACCGGCGCCGCGUCUGCGGCCAAGGUGCUGCCCAUCGACGUCCCGGCCGUCGCGCUAUCGGAGCUGAACCGGCUCACGGGGAACUUCGGGGACAGGGCGCUGGUCGGGGAGGGCUCCUACGGCCGCGUGUACCGCGCGACGCUCGGCACCGGGGAGGCCGUGGCGGUCAAGAGGUUCGACAACGGCAGCUCCUCCGGGCAAUCCGAGGCUGAAUUCUGCGAACAGCUCUCCGUGGUGUCCCGGCUCAAGUGCGAGCACUUCACCCAGCUGCUGGGCUACUGCAUGGAGCUCAACAACCGGAUCGUGCUCUACCAGUUCGCCGGCAUGGGCUCCCUCUACGACAUACUCCACGGUAAGAAGGGCGUGAAGGGCGCGGAGCCCGGGCCGGCGCUGACGUGGAGCCAGCGUGCGAGGAUCGCGUACGGGGCCGCGAGGGGGCUGGAGCACCUGCACGAGAAGGCGCGGCCGCCAAUCGUGCACCGCGACGUGCGCUCCAGCAACGUGCUGGUCUUCGACGGCCACGACGCCAAGAUCGGCGACUUCAACCUCACCAACCAGUCCCCCGACUCCGCCGCGCGCCUGCACUCCACCAAGGUGCUCGGCACGUUCGGCUACCACGCGCCCGAGUACGCGAUGACGGGCCAGCUGACGCAGAAGAGCGACGUGUACAGCUUCGGCGUCGUGCUCCUGGAGCUCUUGACCGGGAGGAAGCCCGUGGAUCACACCAUGCCCAAGGGGCAGCAGAGCUUGGUCACCUGGGCCACUCCAAGAUUGAGCGAGGACAAAGUUAAGCAGUGCGUGGAUCCCAAGCUGAACAACGACUACCCACCAAAAGCCGUGGCCAAGCUCGCGGCGGUGGCGGCUCUGUGCGUGCAGUACGAGGCCGAUUUCAGGCCGAACAUGACGAUCGUCGUCAAGGCUCUCCAGCCCCUCGUCAAUGCCCGGCAAGGAGGAGAUCAUCAGUAGCUAGAUAGAGUGAGAGGGCGUGUUGCUGCCGUCGCCUCCUGCGUCGAUUUAGCACUACGGGUGUGUUUGGUUUAGCGUCCAUGCGCGUCGGGCCAAUUUUUUUGGUGGUUGACUGCUCGCCAAAGAUUUGGCAUGUCCUCAAGUUAGCAGUGCUCGGCUGGGUGAAAACCAAACACGCCCUAUUUCUUUCACGCGUUGGAUGUAAUUGAGCAAAUUUGUGAACUUUUUACAACUCUUGUUUGAUGGCA